This is a messenger RNA of Epinephelus fuscoguttatus (brown-marbled grouper), 3402 nucleotides long. It is a transcript of the gene erap2, whose product is annotated as endoplasmic reticulum aminopeptidase 2. Gene Ontology annotation, cellular component: cytoplasm. Gene Ontology annotation, molecular function: metalloaminopeptidase activity; zinc ion binding; peptide binding. Bases 304 to 3141 code for a protein of 945 amino acids. The transcript is spliced from 21 exons. Lineage: Eukaryota; Metazoa; Chordata; Actinopteri; Perciformes; Serranidae. The record is from RefSeq and is a predicted model, not a curated record. Gene Ontology annotation, biological process: proteolysis; peptide catabolic process.
CUUUAUGCUUCAGCAGUGGGCGGGAGCUGAAAAGAGAAAGUGAAACUAAACAGCAGGAACAUGAGGGAAGGUUGAUGAAGCUAAAAUGACCGAGGUUUAAGGUCCUGACAUUUUGAUCUAGCCAUGUUAUGGUUGCGUGACAUCUAAACGGAUCAUCCCGGCAGGCAUUCAGCACUCACAUCAGGUGGUCCUUCAUCGCUCCUCGUGUUUCAGAUGUGACCAAUUUCAAUACUAGCUGCCAGCCUGACACACGGUUGGCUUUGUUUUACUUUUAAUCAGUGGUUGAAGGACAUUUCCUCUACAAUGGGCUUGUUGAGGCUGUUAGUGCUGUCUCUGUUCCAUGUGUCUCUGGUGAGUUCUCAGCCCACCGAGAGGUCACAACAGGCGUCAAGCCCUCGUCACCCCGCAGGAGAACAGUCUCCUUUGGGUUCUGACAAUCUGUCUUUUCCUUGGAGUCGUCUUCGCCUGCCAAGGUACAUCAUUCCUCUGCACUACCGUCUCCUCCUGCACCCAAACCUCACAAGUCUCAGUUUCACCGGCUCAGUGCAGAUCCAGAUUGACGUCCAGAACAAUACAAACUGGGUUGUGUUACACAGCAAAAAUUUGCAGAUUUCCCAAGCCACAAUAUUGGAUGAGAACUUUGCUCAUCUAUCUGAUCGGGUUCUUCCAGUUCUUCAUAAUCCCUCUCAUGAGCAGAUUGGCAUCUUCUCUCCAAGGGUGCUCAGCAGUGGGCAAAAGUAUUUUCUGUACAUUGAGUUUGGGGCAGAACUUGCAGAUGGUUUCUAUGGCUUCUAUAAGAGCACCUACAGAACCAGCACUGGAGAGACCAGAACUUUAGCUUCAACUCACUUUGAGCCCACGAGUGCUCGGAUGGCGUUCCCCUGUUUUGAUGAGCCGAGCUUCAAAGCCAACUUCUCUGUACGGAUCAGGAGGAGUCCAGAGUACAUUUCUCUGUCCAACAUGCCUAUAGUCAAGACGGUUGAAGUAAACAACGGCCUGCUUGAGGACCAGUUUGACACAAGUGUCAAGAUGAGCACGUACCUUUUCGCUUUUGUCAUCUGUGACUUCAAAUCUGUCACUGCAACAACAUCGUCUGGGGUGCAGGUGUCCAUUUAUGCCGCCCCUGAGAAGUGGCUGCAAACCCACUAUGCCCUGGAGGUUGCUGUCAAAAUGCUGGACUUCUACGAAGAGUAUUUCAACAUCCACUAUCCUCUACCUAAACAGGAUCUGAUAGCCAUCCCAGACUUUGAAUCUGGUGCGAUGGAGAACUGGGGUCUGACCACUUAUAGAGAGACCAGCCUUCUCUUUGAUCCCCUCACAUCCUCCAUUUCUGAUGAACUCUGGGUAACUAUGGUGAUUGGCCAUGAGCUUGCCCAUCAGUGGUUUGGUAACUUGGUGACCAUGGAGUGGUGGAACGACAUCUGGCUGAAUGAAGGCUUUGCUAGAUACAUGGAGUACAUUUCAGUGGAGGCCACCUACCCUGACCUCAAAGUGGAGGAAUAUCUACUGCACACCUGCUUUGCAGCAGUCGGUUACGAUUCACUGAACUCCUCUCGGCCAAUAUCCAACCCAGCAGAGAACCCCACUCAGAUCAAACAGAUGUUUGACACAAUCUCCUACGAUAAGGGAGCAUGUGUUCUGCACAUGCUGCGACACUUUCUGACAGAUGAUGUGUUCCAGCGGGGGAUAGUACGAUACCUCCGCAAAUACAGCUACAGAAAUGCACACAAUCAGGACCUGUGGGACAGCCUAGCCAAUACAUGCUCUGAGGAGGACUUCAUCUCUGGAAAACACUGUUACAGCAGUGGCCAGGCCGCCAAGAAUGCAUACCUGUAUGCAGGGGAACACCUGGAUCUGACAGCCAUGAUGAACACUUGGACUCUGCAAAAAGGUAUUCCACUGGUAACUGUGAGAAGGAAAGGGCCCCAUCUGCUGCUGAGACAGGACAGGUUCCUGAGGACAGUGAUGCCCUCUGACCCUCUCUGGUCCACACUGCAACAGGGUUUUCUUUGGCAUAUCCCUCUGACAUAUAAGACAGAUGCUUCCAGCACUAUCCACAGACACCUGAUGACAACACAAACAGACAGCAUACAUAUUGGAGAGGACGUCAGCUGGGUGAAAGUAAACACUGACAUGACGGGCUAUUAUGUGGUUCAUUACGAGGACGGUGGUUGGGAUGAGAUGGUAAAACUACUGAGGGAAAACCACACUACUCUGAGCUACAAAGACAGGACUCACUUGAUACACAACGCAUUUCAAUUGGUCACGGCAGGUAAUCUGCCGCUCAAUAAAGCCUUGGACCUGAUUGGUUACCUGCAAUUGGAGACACACACUGUGCCUCUCCUCGAAGGACUGGGCUAUCUGGAAACCUUUUAUCGGACGGUUGAGAAAAGGAAUGAAUUUGACAUAACCACUAAUCUGGGGACGUACAUCCUGCGAUUCUUCCGUGCGGUCAUUGACCAGCAGACGUGGAGUGACAGCGGCUCUGUGUCGGAGCGACGGCUUAGGUCAGAGCUCCUGUCACUGGCUUGUCACCUGGAUGACCCUCCCUGUCUGGAGAGGGCACGUCAGAGCUUCAAAGACUGGCUUCAGUCCAAUGGCACACUCAACUUGCCAACUGACGUGGUGAAAACGGUGUUUUCAGUCGGAGCUCAGGAUGACCAUGGCUGGGCUUCACUCUUACGCACAUAUAACAUCUCCAUGUCUGCGGCACAAAAAAGCAAAAUCCUGUUUGCUUUGACCUGCAGCAAAGACACAGACAAACUACACAGACUGCUGGACUUAGGUCUUGAAGGGAAGGUGAUUCGAUCCCAGGACCUGUCCGGACUCAUAAUGAUGGUGGCCAGGAACCCGCGGGGACAUCACCUUGCCUGGAACUUUGUCAAAAAGAACUGGGACACACUGAUUCAAAAGUUCCAGUUGGGCUCAUCUUGCAUUCGAAACAUCAUCAUUGGCACCACAGGCCAGUUUUCAUCUCCAGAGGAACUCACUGAAGUGCAGUUGUUCUUUGAGUCCAUCAAAGAGCAGGCGUCUCAGCUGAGAGCUACUCAGGUUGCCUUGGACAACAUGCAGAAAAAUGUGCGCUGGUUUCAGAGGAACCUAGAGCCUCUUAGAAACUGGCUGAUCGAGCAAAUGAAGUGAAAGACAGCAGAGGGAGAGAGGUGGUGGUUGGCAAAUGCUUAGGAAGACAGUUUUUAAAGUUGUAUGUGUGUUUAAUGUGUCUAACUGUAAUGUGCUUGACACCAUUGAAGAGUUGACCGUUUUUUUAAGAAUAAGUGUGUUUUGUAAAUUUUCAGGGAAUCUUUUUGUUAGACUAAAUAAUGUUACUGGUAGAAAUGCCAGCUGAGCAGUAGUGGUGUGUUAGAAGCGCUGUGUGUGUGUGUGUGUGUGUGUGUGUGUGUG